This is a messenger RNA of Drosophila suzukii, 1908 nucleotides long. The record is from RefSeq and is a predicted model, not a curated record. NCBI's taxonomy places the organism in Eukaryota, Metazoa, Arthropoda, Insecta, Diptera, Drosophilidae.
UUUUCAAAUUAGUAUUAAAUAGUAUGCGAUUUAAUGGAUUAGUUCUGCCAUCCAUUUCACCUAUUCGUAAAAAAAAUUGUUAAAACUCACCAAGAUGUUGUCAAUGAAGUUUGUGGUGUUUUUUGUCUGGUUAUGCAUAGUCAAUGCUAAGGUGAGGCUUGGCCUCCAAAAUUUAACUGGACGAGCCGAUGAUUACCGCAUCAAAAUAUUUUCAGGGGUCCAUAUUAUAGACUCGUACAAUUACCCUGUGGAGAAGCACACUGUCGUAACUAGAGAUGGUUAUAUCCUCGAUAUCUUUAGGAUUCCCUACUCAGAGAAAUGUAAGAAGAGGGGAAUGAAGCCGGUCGUCUUCCUUCAGCACGGCUUGACAUGCUCGGCGGAUACUUUUUUGAUGACGGGACCAAAGUCUGGACUUCCGUUCAUGUUGGUCGACGCCUGCUACGACGUUUGGCUGAGCAACAGCCGGGGAAUUCGCUACUCCCGCCGCCACACCAAGAUGAAGUCCUUCGGGGAAGCCUACUGGGGCUUCAGCUGGCAUGAAAUCGGAAUGGAGGACCUGCCCGCCCAGUUCGACUACAUCCUGUCCACCACGCAGCAGAAGGCGCUGCAUUUCGUGGGUCAUUCUCAGGGAUGCACCACCCUAAUGGUCCUGCUCAGUAUGAGACCGGAGUACAACGAGAAGAUGAAGACCAUUUCCCUGCUCGCCCCCGCUGUCUUUAUGCACAACUCGAGAUCCGGACUAGUCAAUAAACUGGAGUCGAUCAUUAUGAAGAUGAAGGACUGCGACUUUUUCGGGCACACCGACGCUAUGAGAUUUGUGAUAACGGUUCUUUGCGGAUUCGCCAGUAUGAAGAGAUAUUGCACCUCCUUGUACUUGAUGGCCAACGCACAACCGACCAAGUUCAUGAACUUGAGCAUCAUUCCUCUGGUAUUAGCAACGCAUCCGGCUGCCAUUUCCUCGCGCCAGCCCAAACACUUUCUCCAGGGGGGCAAGAGGGCUGGCAAAUUCCAGCAAUAUGACUUUGGAGUCAGGAAGAACCGAAAGAUCUACAAACAGUCCUCGCCACCGGAAUAUCCGUUGAAAAACGUCCGUCCGAAGUCGCCCAUCCACAUAUUUUAUAGUGCUGGAGACUCCAUGACAGUGGCGGAGGAUGUUCUAAAUCUGAUCAGCACGUUGGGCAAAGUAGUUGCACAUCGCAUUCCCUAUUUGGAAUGGGGCCACAUGGAUUUUAUCUUCGCCAAAACCGUAGCUGAGGUUAUUAAUCGGCCAAUUAUGGAAGUCAUCGGUCAAUUCGAGAAUUAUAAGAAUGGGAAAUAAACAGUUCAAAAGGGGAAAUAUUUUUGUCUUUGAGACCAACCUGGCUUAAAUAGCUUUACGAUUUGUUUUUAAAUAUAUAUAUAUAUAUAUAUUAUUUACAUUCUAAGAUCCGAUUUGUAUUAACAUAAAAGCACCCAGGUGAAACCUGGGUAUAUUAUAUACAUUCUAAAAGCCGAUUUGUAUUAAUAUAAAAGCACCCAGGUGAAACCCGUUUAGUUGCGCCUUUGCACAACGGAACUUGGAAUUAUAAUUUUAAAAUGUUCUUAAAAUUAGUUCCGCCUUUCCUUUAAGUCCAUUAAGAAUGCAAGUUAUUGGCUCCUAGAUGUUGAGGGUAUUGUUCGUAAUCUUGUUUUUUUGGCUAAGUAGUGCCGAGGAAAUGUCAAAGGUGGAGACGGGGAUUAGACUUGACGACUUCUCGGAGAGAACCAUCGAUUUCCGCUCCAAAAGAGUGCCUGCGGUGAGUAUGACGAAGUUGGCCAAAUGAAAUCACGUCAGUUAGUCCAGACUUCAGGUCGAGCUCAUAUCCCGACACAACUAUUCGGUGGAGACGUACAAUGUCACUACCUGGGAUGGCUACAUCCUGACAAACU